UUCCAAGAUUUUAGUCUCUCUCUUUCUCUCUCUCUCUCAGAAAUCAUAUCUGCAAUGGCGCCCAUGAGUCUGCCUCCAGGAUUUAGGUUUCAUCCAACGGAUGAGGAGCUUGUUGCUUACUAUCUUGAUCGAAAAAUCACAGGCAAAACGAUUGAACUUGAAAUAAUCCCAGAAGUUGAUCUCUAUAAAUGCGAGCCAUGGGAUUUACCAGAUAAGUCGUUUUUACCAAGCAAAGAUUUGGAGUGGUAUUUUUACAGUCAAAGGGAUAAGAAGUACCCAAAUGGGUCAAGAACUAACAGGGCAACAAGAGCUGGUUACUGGAAAGCCACAGGGAAAGAUAGACCAGUGCACUCUCAAAAGCAGCCUGUAGGUAUGAAGAAGACGUUGGUAUACUAUAGAGGUAGAGCUCCCCAUGGCAUUAGAACCAACUGGGUCAUGCACGAAUACCGCUUAAUCGACUCAUUAUGUGGCACUGCCUCAUCAAGUUUAAAGGAUUCCUAUGCGUUGUGCCGAGUUUUCAAGAAAACCAUGCAAAUUCCCAAACCAAAAGAAGGUGAAAAUGCGAAUGUAAAUAAGGAUGAAAUGUGGGUUUCUGAUGAACAAUUCUUAACAGAUGAUGCAAGUGGGAUUGAAACUUCUAAAGGGAGGGAAAAUGAAGAUGAGAAUUUCAACAAUGAGUAUUUUAAAUUUCCAUCUGAUACUUCUUCCUCAGAUGUCACCCAGGGGACACCAUUGGAAAAUGCAGUAGCCGAUGAUUCACAAGCUCCAUUUGCCUCGGAUGAAGCCAAUAGCUCAGCUAACAUGUAUUACGUCGGUGUAGACUUCUCCUCAAAUUUACUUCAGGGUAUGCAGAUCCCAAGCUACAAAAGCCUGCAUUAUCAACUUCCUUACCCACCCUUGGAACUAGAAGACUUCCCACAGAUAAAUAUAGCGGAGACAAAGCCGACAAAGUCUGAAACCAUGGAUGAGUACGCGAUGUAUGACAAUUACAAGGAUUGCAUGAACGGGACAUUAGAAGACAUUUUUUCUUUAUGUUCCUCUCAAGACAAUUCCAUUGCCGUUUCCCAGCAAGACUGAGUACAGUAACAAAGAUUAUUACGUACUUGGCCAGCUUUCUUAAUUUAAUACAUUCAAUUAACUGGGAUUCAUUUGACACAUAGAUAGAGUAUUGUGUUGGGAUCAAUAACCAAAAUGAGUAGAAGGUAUUAUAUUGCCAAACGCAACAUAACUAUAUAUACAGUGUAAUUAAUGUACUUCAAUGGAACGAUGUCAAGGUAUGCCAUCGUUUAUCCCCACCCCCUUUUUUUUUUUUCUUUAAAGUUAAUCUUUUUACUUCCAAAGGGUACCU
Hevea brasiliensis (rubber tree) is the source of this 1348-nucleotide messenger RNA. RefSeq names its product NAC domain-containing protein 54. Gene Ontology annotation, biological process: regulation of DNA-templated transcription. Lineage: Eukaryota; Viridiplantae; Streptophyta; Magnoliopsida; Malpighiales; Euphorbiaceae. The record is from RefSeq and is a predicted model, not a curated record. Gene Ontology annotation, molecular function: DNA binding. The transcript is spliced from 4 exons. The coding region runs from base 55 to 1077 and encodes 340 amino acids.